AGUCACAAGACUUCAGUCGCGUCGCGGCCUUCGGCAGCAGUUCACGAGCUGACACGCGAGCGGAGCGCGCGACGAUGGGGCUCGGCGCGAGAAACCCCGGAUCGGCUUGGACGUUCUGAAUCGCAUCGGAUCGAUCGAUAUGGACGGCUGAAUUUUCUGGACGGCGGGAAUCGCAACGCCCGAUUGACACCGCGGAUGCUCUUCUCUUGUUGUGACACCUCCAGACGUCAUCUCGAGCCCGCGGAUCUGUUGUUGGUAGUCUUAACUAACCCAAACUAACCCCUGCAGCGGAGUCCGGGGGUGAUGCUGUCCGUUCUCUCGUACGGUAGACUGGUGGCCCGAGCGGUCAUCGGCGGACUCUCUCAAACCGACAGCCGUGAUUACAGCCUGGUGUCCGCCAGCUUCGGCUUCGGCAAGGAUUUUCGGAAGGGGAUCUUGAAGAAAGGGAUGUGUUAUGGGGACGACGCGUGCUUCAUAGCCCGGCACAGAUCUGCUGAUGUGUUAGGUGUGGCUGAUGGAGUAGGCGGCUGGCGUGACUAUGGGGUUGAUCCCUCUCAGUUCUCUGGGACGCUCAUGAGGACGUGUGAGAGGCUGGUUAAAGAAGGACGAUUUGUGCCGAGCAACCCAGUGGGGAUCCUCACCACCAGCUAUUAUGAGCUACUUCAGAACAAAGUACCGCUAUUAGGAAGCAGUACAGCGUGUAUCGUGGUACUAGACAGGCAGAGUCACCGGCUACACACGGCAAACCUGGGAGACUCUGGCUUUCUGGUGGUUCGAGGUGGAGAGGUGGUCCACAGGUCUGAUGAACAGCAGCACUACUUCAACACCCCUUUCCAGCUCUCUAUCGCCCCACCUGAGGCAGAGGGCUCCGUCCUCAGUGACAGCCCCGAGGCUGCCGAUAGCUCAUCCUUCGAUGUCCAGUUGGGUGAUAUCAUACUCACAGCUACAGAUGGACUUUUUGACAACAUGCCAGACUAUAUGAUUUUACAAGAACUCAAAAAGCUCAAGAAUACCAACUAUGAAAGCAUCCAGCAAACAGCCAAGAGCAUUGCAGAACAGGCCCAUGUUCUAGCAUACGACCCCAAUUACAUGUCUCCAUUUGCACAGUUUGCCUGCGAUAAUGGCUUGAAUGUCAGAGGAGGAAAACCAGAUGACAUCACUGUUCUGCUGUCAAUUGUAGCAGAGUACACAGACUAAUGCUCACAAGGGCUGCAAAAUGCUUCUCUUGUUGUCUUCCUCAGUCACUGGACUGGCGGCUGUUUCCUGCUGGCAGGAUUGAGGGCUGUUUGAGUUUUCUGUUUCUGGCAGCCCACAUCUGUUCCUUGGAUUCUUCGGCCUUACUAGACCAUAUUUUAAAUGAUGUCGUCUUCGGGCUAAAGUCAAAGACAACCUUGAUACGGACUGUGAACAUGGAGUUGUGUUUGACAAGGGCUACAACUGGUGUUGAACACUUCUCCAGUAAGAAUCGCUAGCGUUUCUGUCGGCCAGUGAUGAAUUAGUUGGUGAUGAUAAGGUUGUGAGGCCAAAAAUGGAGAAGGAAUGAGCAAGAAAGGAAUAACAAUCUGAUUAGGGACAGGCAUCCCAAAAAAGAAAGUUCCUGUAUCAAGAAGAACAUGGGGGUGUCAUGCAGUAGGAGUGUUUGCAAAAGGCCAAUGAGACAUGUGCUCAAGUUACACGAGUCUUGAGAUGGCACGUUUUGCCUCUUUACUUUCCAUUUAAAAAGACACCCGAUCUGUAACCUCUGGAUAGCCAUUGACUGAAUGCCAGCUGAGAUGUGAAGUUGAUAGGCACGAAUGACUACUACAGACUUUUCACUAGCUAAUGAAGAGUUUGUAUUUUGGGAAGUAUAUUGGGAAUUCAUUCGAGGCAUAACUUUACAGUAAUAGAUCAUGAAGCUUAACAACAUCGAAAUACUGUCAAAGUUAACAAUCAACCAUAGAAAUGCCUUUCUUUUGAGAUAUUAAUUAGGGGAGGCAGAACAAGUUCUCAUUACUCAAAAUCAGAGUUGGAUGGGUGUUUUAAGUGAUUAAAAGUAGAGGGCAAAUUACAGUUUGCUUGGGAUGACGGAAACCUUUUCCUUUAAUAUUUAUUAAUUUAAAACAGUAUUACUCCAACUUUUUGAGUUUUUAACAUAAUUACAGCAGUACAACAGACUGCAAGGGAUUGUGGGAUGUGCCGAGAGGAAAAGCAGUCCCACUUAAACCACUUUUGAGAGGUUCACAUGCUUGUGGUGUGUGCGUGUGUGUGUAUGUGAGAGGAACGUUUACGAUGUGUAGAUAUUUGGACAACCGGCUGUAUAUUUAUGACAUGUAUGCAUUUGUAAAGUGUAGGCUAUUACACAACAGAUGUAUAUGAGAAUAUAUUUGAUAAUUGUGUGGAUUCUGUGUUAAAAUAUUUUUCUUGCUUUUUUUUUUUUUUUUUUGUAAAAUUUAAUUUUAAAAUAUCCCUCAAGGUGUUUACGCACAAAGCUAAUGCUAGCAUCUGUGAAUGCUUUCCGUGGGUAUGUCAUGGAUCAAAUGAUCUAAUAAAGUUAUAUUUUUAUAA
Puntigrus tetrazona (Sumatra barb) is the source of this 2544-nucleotide messenger RNA. RefSeq names its product protein phosphatase targeting COQ7 a (gene pptc7a). Lineage: Eukaryota; Metazoa; Chordata; Actinopteri; Cypriniformes; Cyprinidae. The record is from RefSeq and is a predicted model, not a curated record. The transcript has 6 exons. Bases 304 to 1197 code for a protein of 297 amino acids.